Molecule: messenger RNA, 3438 nt
Organism: Cyprinus carpio (common carp)
Lineage: Eukaryota; Metazoa; Chordata; Actinopteri; Cypriniformes; Cyprinidae
Product: protein phosphatase 2, regulatory subunit B, delta
Biological process (GO): peptidyl-serine dephosphorylation
Cellular component (GO): protein phosphatase type 2A complex; cytosol
Molecular function (GO): protein phosphatase regulator activity; protein binding
Source: RefSeq, a predicted model, not a curated record
ACGUCACUGUGUCAUGUCGACGGGCAGCGUGCGCCAUCUUGAAGCGAAACCAAAUCACGGGCAGAUCCCGCUCGCCUCCGCUCGCUCUCAUUCCGCGCUCGUUUGCACUGUCCGCCCGGCUGAGCUCCAGGAUAAGCCGCACUGAAGGCUCAAGGCACAGGCACAGGCGAUGAUGGCAGGGGUUGGUGGAGGUAAUGAUUUCCAGUGGUGCUUCUCCCAGGUCAAAGGAGCCAUAGAUGAAGAUGUUGCAGAAGCGGACAUUAUCUCAACUGUUGAAUUUAACUAUUCGGGGGAGUUACUAGCCACAGGAGACAAAGGGGGAAGAGUCGUCAUAUUUCAGCGAGAACAGGAGAGUAAAAACCGCCUGCUCUCAAGAGGGGAAUACAACGUGUACAGCACCUUUCAGAGUCACGAGCCUGAGUUUGAUUACUUGAAAAGUUUAGAAAUCGAGGAGAAGAUCAAUAAAAUCAGAUGGCUCCCGCAACAGAAUGCUGCACACUUUCUCCUUUCUGCAAACGAUAAAACCAUCAAACUAUGGAAGAUCAGUGAAAGGGACAAACGAGCGGAAGGAUACAACCUUAAAGAUGAAGACGGAAGACUGCGAGAUCCGUUUCGAAUCACAACACUACGGGUUCCUGUGCUGAUGCCGAUGGACUUGAUGGUGGAAGCAAGCCCACGCAGAAUAUUUGCUAAUGCACAUACAUAUCACAUCAAUUCCAUUUCAGUAAAUAGUGAUUAUGAAACAUACCUUUCUGCAGACGACCUCAGAAUAAACCUCUGGCAUUUAGAAAUCACAGAUAGAAGUUUUAACAUUGUAGAUAUAAAACCAGCUAAUAUGGAGGAGCUGACGGAGGUGAUAACGGCGGCCGAGUGUCACCCACACCAGUGUAACGUCUUUGUAUACAGCAGUAGUAAAGGAACCAUCCGCCUCUGUGACAUGAGGGCCGCCGCGCUCUGCGAUAGACAUAGCAAAUUUUUUGAGGAACCUGAAGAUCCCAGCAGUCGGUCGUUCUUCUCAGAAAUCAUCUCCUCCAUAUCUGAUGUCAAGUUCAGCCACAGCGGUCGAUACAUGAUGACCCGCGAUUACCUCUCCGUUAAGGUUUGGGACCUGAAUAUGGAGAACCGGCCCGUAGAGACCUACCAGGUACACGAGUACCUACGUAGCAAGUUAUGCUCUCUUUACGAGAACGACUGCAUUUUCGACAAGUUUGAGUGCUGUUGGAACGGUUCAGACAGUGCCAUUAUGACGGGUUCCUACAACAAUUUCUUUAGGAUGUUCGACAGGAACACGCGCAGGGACAUCACACUGGAGGCGUCGAGGGAGAACAGUAAACCCCGUGCCAUGCUCAAACCCCGCAAAGUCUGCACGGGCGGCAAACGGAAGAAAGACGAAAUCAGCGUGGACAGCCUGGACUUCAACAAGAAGAUCCUACACACCGCCUGGCACCCGAAAGAGAACGUCAUAGCUGUGGCCGCCACCAACAACCUGUAUAUAUUCCAGGACAAAGUUAAUUAAAAAAAAGAGAGAGAGAGUGAUUUAAAAACCAAGAAGAAACAUAAAUCAAGAAAAAGAAACAUCCCCUCCUCCCCGUUCCCCUCCCCCCCCACCCCCGCGCAGGUCGGAGGACGCUCAAGAAAUCUCGUACUUUGCAAUGAUAAGCCUAGUCGUUAAAUCUGUAAGAGAAAUAUGGCCCUGUUAUCAACCUGACAAUGAAGCAAAGCACUUCUAGUUAAGCAGGAAGCUGAGAGACAGACUAUAUAUUUUGGGGAAAAAAUCCCUCUUUGGGAAGGCGUCAGUAAUUCACAAUGACCCCAAACCAAAAUAAAAAACAAGAAAAGGCCGAUAUCAACCAACUCUCCAGCGACGGAACCGACAUCAAUCAGCAUUCGCAAAAGUCAUACAUGUAUUCGUCUUUCGGCUGAGCCUUACGUUUUUAUGAUUUGACGACCAAAAGUAUGGAAACGCACCAGGAUGAGUAACGUCUCGCUGUCAAUCGUAUGUACUCGCUGUUCGAAAUACAGGCCUUCAUGAGCGCUUGUUUAAUGCCUGUUAACAUUCCUUCCUCUGGCCAGACUCUCAGGCCUUCAUGUUCUACCUUUUAAGCACUUAAAACAGGUCUCCAUUUUGGUCAGUGGACUUUUUUUUUUUUUUUUUUUCAUUCGGUUUUAUUUUUGUUCUGUUUUGAUUUUAUACUUUUUUCUUGUUUUCUCAUGCAUAAUAAUAUCUACUCACUGACUGUAUCUAUAUAUUACACCAUCUGGUGUCAAACCACUUAAUAAAAGUAACAUAACUACAAAGAGAAAGCGUUUUUACAUUAUGAGCAGGUAUGUAUGAUUUUUACGUUCUAUAUUUGCAUGUAAUCUGCAUAUGUAGAUCUGGAGCGCCAGUGGUUAAAAUGUGAAAUCAUCCUGCUGAACCCAAACCUGCAGCGUUAUUGGGGAAUUCCAUUCAAAACAUUUGAAAUUUGGCGAUUGAUGUGACUUUCCACGAAAACAAAAUGGCCCGAUUUUUUAUUUUAUGAACGCAGCAUUUGCUUGCAUGUUGGACGAGUCUAAAAAAGCCAGAAAACGCAAUUCCCUCAUAAUGUUCCAGUUGGGAAGCAAAUCUCCGUAUUGUACUACUUGAAUUUGCAGUUGCACUGUUUGAUUGAGGACAUUGGCCAUGAAAAGCAUCAGUAUUGCCGUCUGUUUCGCUUUAGAGUUUUCAUUUUAUUACAUUUUUCUUUUGUUUUUACUUCGUAAAGGGAUUCUACCGCCUUAAGUCUGUCUGUAUGUCCUAUAACAAUCCUCAACCGGUAAUCUUGAGGACUAGAUGAUCUCGAAAACCUGUUGCCCAUACGACGCCCAGCUAUCUUCGACAUGCAUUAUUUUUUAUUUUAGCACUCCAUUUGUCCAUUCAUGUGCUGCUAUGGUUUGUGCGGCUUAGUAUUUGGACACUAAUAUACGAGAUAUCGUACGGUCGGUGACGACCGUCGCAGAACACUCAAAUCAAAACCGAUGUGUUCAGUGCCUCUUGAGACAAAACUGGCUUUCUUCCAGUCAAUCAAAGAUAACGGAUCACAUCCUGAUGUCGAGAUGCUCCUUGCGCGCAAAAGAGACGUACGUCGUGCGGGAGUUGAUCUAAAUGGAUUUAUCUCGCAUCAGGAUGCGGUUUAAAGAAACCGGUGACAACAUACAGUUUGUGUGCUGCUGAAUUUUGACAUGCGGCUGCCAAACUGAUGUCAAAAUGACAAACGUAACUUAACGGUUGACAAAUACAAAGUUGUUGUUGUUCUAGCUGAUUGUGACGCUCUUUAAAUCUGGGAACUGACAGGUCGGAUACGUACUCACAGACCUUGUUCCUUGUUAAAUGAUGAUGAUGCUAACAUUGUGAAAGUGUACACUUGUUUGAUUAUUUUUGACCAAAGUUAAAUAAAAUUUUAAAUGUGUUUAUCUGAA